Messenger RNA from Saccostrea cuccullata (small rock oyster), 2550 nucleotides. RefSeq names its product transport and Golgi organization 2 homolog. Gene Ontology annotation, biological process: protein secretion; Golgi organization. The record is from RefSeq and is a predicted model, not a curated record. The transcript is spliced from 8 exons. The coding region runs from base 103 to 990 and encodes 295 amino acids. NCBI's taxonomy places the organism in Eukaryota, Metazoa, Mollusca, Bivalvia, Ostreida, Ostreidae. Gene Ontology annotation, cellular component: Golgi apparatus.
UGAAAGUAAAAAUAGAAAAAAAAGGUAACAGACGUUUCGGAGUAAGUUCGCUGGGUAAAUUUAGCCUUUGUCAAUGUCUUAUUUUUAGCUGAAAUCUUCAAGAUGUGUGUUUUAUUUCUCUAUUUCAAUGACACACCAGAACCCAACAAAUACAGGUUGAUCGUUGCUAGUAACAGGGAUGAAUUGUGGGAUCGAGCGACCAAGCUGCUAGGUUAUUGGGAUCAAGACAAAAACUGCAUGAGUGGGCAAGAUUGCCAGAAAGGGAACGCAGAAGGAAGCACUUGGCUGGGAAUGUCUAAAACUGGGAAAUUUGGGGUACUUUUAAACAUACUGGGAUUCAAUGACAGCCAUAGAGAGAGCAGAGGACAUUUAGUAAGAAAUUUCCUUACUUCCGACCUAGAUUGUCAUUCCUAUAUAAAACAGUGUGUACGACCAAACAAGGAUUUAUACAACGGUUUUCAUCUUUUACUUCUUGACUGCAGUGGUGAAAAAACAGACGUGGCUUAUUUCAAUAAUAAAAUAGACGCUUGUAAUUGUGAAGAUAUUCCUCAAGAAAAUGAAUUUAUCUGCCUGGGGAAUUCUGUGUGUGGAAAGACACCAUGGAAGAAAAUGGCAAGAGGAAAGGAAUUAUUUAAAAAUAUCAUAAGAGACUUUAAUAACAAGGACAAGAAUGCAGAACUAAAGAACAAACUUGUCUCAUUGCUUCAAGAUAGAAAAAGUUUUGCAGAUGAUAAGCUCCUAAAAUGCCAGGCUCAAAAUAGUCAUCCAGAAGAAAGUCCAGAAGACCUAGACAGACGUGUUCGUAGACUGAGUUCCUUAUUUGUAAAGAUGCCCGAAAAACGUUAUGGAACCAGGACCCAUUCAAUUAUUACUGUGGACUAUGAAGGACAUUGUGAGUUUUUGGAGAAAACACUAGUUACUCCUGUUGAUGAAGAUAACUUUCAAUGGAAGGACACAGUGUUACAGUUUGACAUACAAACCUCAAAGUAAAGACAAUCAGCAUGUGAGAACUGUAUGCUUAGCUUAAAAUAUUUAUAUAGCAUUACAGCUGUAUUACAAAGUUUUGUUCGUCGUCAUGUCUAAAAAAAUAUUUGGUUGCCCUUCCCCAAUCAACUAGCAAAAAAUGACUUGACUUAAAUCUUUUUGCUUUUAAGUAAGCCUUUGCUUACUUGAGCUGAAAGCUAAGGUAAGCUUUUCUGAUCAGCUGUUGUCUGUCAUCCAUCCAUCUGUAAACUUUUUAUAUUUUACAUCUUCUCAAGAGCCAUGAGUCUAUUUUAACUUAAGUUUUUCACCUUUCUACCAACCCUGUUAUUUCAUCCUGUUAAGCCAGUUUCGAGAUUGUAGCUCUCCUAUGAUAGAAUUCAUAAAUGAAUAUCCUCUGCCUGCUUACGCGGAAAAAAAAAAACUCGUACAAAAGAAUGGACCAAGGGAGAUAAUCACAAAUUUGUGAAUUGAGAGAGGGUAAACAAACAUUACUUUUAAGUUGGCUCUACAAAACUAAUAAAUAGUCAAGUUACUUUUAUGUGAAUAAUUGUCUCACAGAAAUGUGUUUUUGUCCUGCUAGCAGUGCCUGUCCAUUAAAAGUCAUAAUUAUAAUUUUUUCCUCAAGGGAAUAAAUUAGUAUUGUAUUGAAUAGAUUAUUAACUGAAUGUAAUGAAUCAAUAGAUACAAUUCAAUCCAUUUUGCUAGACUGUUGUUAGUGCACCCCCACUUUUUUGUACUAUAAUAUGUACAGCUACAUCUGUGAUAAGCCCAACGUCCCUUAUAUUUUUUUUUUUUAGAUUUUCAUGGUGAUCAUGUCUACUAAAUGAAUACUCAUGGGUGCACAUUCCAUUGUACCAAAUUUUCAUCAUUCUUCAGUGUGACUUAAUAAAAUUAAUUUAUUUAAAAAAUACAUAUAUAUACAUGUACAUGAAGUACUAGUAGAUACAAGUUUAUUAAAACUGUUUACAGGGUUAUUUUCGCCCCAUGUUUUUUUCACCCUUUUAUACUUGCUUUCAAAUUUGCUCCAUUUUAAAUUUGCCUAGUCUCAGUUCUGUUUAAGAAUUUAAACUGUGUUCUUUGUAUUCACCCCGUUUUAAAUUCGCCCUCUUGUGACAAAGGCGAAAGGGUCGAAAUUAAAACAGGGGCGAAAAUUUCCCUGUAUACAGUAGUAAGAGUAGUUAAAAUGAUAUUCUCUGUUCUUACACUGCAUGUUUAAUUGACGGUAUCUUCAAGUUUUACUUGAAUUAACAAUAUCAUGAAUUCAAAUACUUAUAUUGUAAACUAUAUUUUGUUAUUUGUUUGUUUUAUCAUGAUUGAUCUCUCAAACUGAAGAUAAUUUUAUAUAACUUAGCAAAUGAUAUUCAAAUUUCUUGUUAUUUCUUUCUGUUACUUAUAGUUAGAAAAAAGUUUUAUAUACAUGUUAGAUAUCAAAUGGACCACUUCAGGUGCUAAUGCUUUGUUUAUAUUUUUAUACAUGUAAUAACAAGCAUUGUAUAAUUAUCUUUAUGUUUAAUUCUUUAUUUAAAAUUCUUUGUGAUGCUCAAUUGUAAUAAAAUCUAAAGCCUA